AUGAUCGACCUUGGCAUUGGAACGGGUUCCAACUCUGUAAUUGGAUACGCCAAUAUUUUGAACCAACUGGCGUCUUACAGCAGCGUUCCAAAAGAUCUGAUAUCUUCCUUGUCGAAGUACUACUUGUCAAUAUACCGAUCAGAACAGCAAAACAAGUACAACAAACCUAUGUUGUGGAUUGGUAUCUAUAUUGCAGUGGCAUCUUUGAUGUGCAUGCUCACUAUGGUGGCUGAUCUAGUAUGUGGGUGGCGAAGUAGAAAACUUUGGUUCCCGUGUAAGUAUUUUACUCUGAAUGCUGCCUCUCUUUCUAUAAUAGCUAUUUCAAUGAAGCUACCAAUGGAUCUAGGUAAUUCAAUGCCCGGUGAUGUUGACCAGGCCGCAAAGCUUGGAAGCAUGGCAUUUAUGUGCACCAUGAUGGUUAAUUUAUUGCCUUCUCUAGCAACCAUGAACACUAGGGAACUUAUCACAAACAUCAUAGCUUUAGAUGUUCUGGUAAUCACCUUGGUGGUAAAUGUUUGCAUCCAGAUAAAAACCGGAGUUGUUUCCUAUUCAGAAAUUGAGCAUUUGGUUAGUGGUCCUAACUUUCAUCCUAGAGUUCAUUACAAUAAGUUAAUAGCAAGCAUUUAUGUCGCUAUAUUACUCGUGUUGAUAAUUAUACAAACAUCUUCAACUUUAAUGAUUCUAAAGUCCAAACAAAUAUUAGAACUAAAAUAUCGAGAGGGUCAUGAAACAACUUUGAAGGACCUGGAGGUUCAACAACCAGGAGGACUAGUUGUUGAUCAGUUAAAGCAACAUGUCAGUAACCACUAUAUCAUGGCGGAAACGGGCAGCCCUCAAUUCAUGACAGCUUGGUCUGUUACAACUUCUGCUUCUGGGGUUAUAUGCGCUUUGAGUGCUCUCCUUGAUGUUUUUGUUAUGAUUUUUAUAAUCCCGGAUUUAAGCAACUAUGGGUCGGAUUACAGGUGGUCAAUUUCUGUAAUACUCAUAACACAAUUUUGUGGAGUAAUAUUGGGUACAAUUGCCCCUCUUUCUAGAUGUUUUACAUCGAUAAACUUCAAGUUAUCGAUUAAAUGGAUUUGGAACCAUAUAAGCGUCUUUAAAGUAGAGGCCUAUUGGACUCACAAGUUAUCCGAAUGGAAAGACAGUAGUAUACCAUUUUCAUUCCGUAGCCGCAAAUUCAAGAUUGUUGCCCAGAAUCUUAUAAUCCUAACUAUGAACAUAUGUAUGGUAUUUCAGAAGACAGUUGUCGUAGUUUGCAAGAUUAUAGCACUAAUCCCAAUUUUCUUUGUAAUAUGUAUCUUGUAUUUUGUUCGUUGUUAUAAACGUUUAAAAGGCAUGUUUAAUACCGCUCCUAUUGUGCCGGUAAGAAAGCCUGAGCAACAAGAACAAAAUAAGGAUCCUUACCAAUAUAUAUUGCAACUUGAAGAGGAUAUGGAGCUUUCUGAGAGAACGUUGAACGGCAUCACAAAAUCUGUUAACCGCUUGUUCCAAAAGGCUGAAAAGCAACAACCCAAAAAUCUUUUGAAGUUCCUAGAGGAAUCUUACAGGUUUGAAGGAGUUGGAAACUUUGACAUUGAUCGUGUCUCAACAACUUUAACGGCCUCAGAAAUAUAUCUAGAUUGUUGGAGCUUACCGGUGGUGACCCUGGCAACUAUCGCCAUUUCACUUCCUAACAUUCAAUGCAACCUAGUUGAUAGGCUGCUAAGUAGUGUAAGUGAAGGACUUGUAUAUGUUACAAUUGUCGAAGAAAAUCUCAACGCAAACGUUAACUACGCAAGUGUUCAGAAACCGGCUAGUAAAACAUUAUGGGUAGAAAUUGAAGUCUACCAGACAUGGUUGGGAAACAAGUUGCAAGACCAUGCUCCUCACAGGAGUACGUCAUUACAGAUUCUUCAAUGGUUUAAGGAUACGGCGAAAAACAUAGUCGAUGCAGAAAGUACGGAUGUUGGAGUUCGAGAUGAUAAGUCCAUAUGUAUGGCUAUUUGUGCCAGUUCAAUGUACAACAUAACACAAACAAUCCAGCUAUCCUAUGGUGAAAGCAUUGAACAUGUUAGCCAAGAAGAACUAUUUGCACAAUUAUCAUCAAUGAUUGCUAACAUAUUGGCCACUUGUCUCAAAAAUUUACCUCAAGUUAUAGAAAUGAAAUGCCACACAAGUUCCUUGGAGAAAAGGGAGGCGAGUGUACAUGCAGCAGCCCAACUUCUUGGUGAGACUACACAGAUAAUCAAUUGCCUUAGAGAUCGAAAACUUCCAACUCUUGAAUUAUUUCUUACCUUUUAG
This is a messenger RNA of Erigeron canadensis, 2280 nucleotides long. RefSeq lists its product as uncharacterized. The record is from RefSeq and is a predicted model, not a curated record. The transcript has a single exon. The coding region runs from base 1 to 2280 and encodes 759 amino acids. NCBI's taxonomy places the organism in Eukaryota, Viridiplantae, Streptophyta, Magnoliopsida, Asterales, Asteraceae.